Messenger RNA from Scomber scombrus (Atlantic mackerel), 6130 nucleotides. RefSeq names its product transient receptor potential cation channel, subfamily V, member 1 (gene trpv1). NCBI's taxonomy places the organism in Eukaryota, Metazoa, Chordata, Actinopteri, Scombriformes, Scombridae. The transcript has 16 exons. Gene Ontology annotation, cellular component: membrane. Gene Ontology annotation, molecular function: protein binding; calcium channel activity. The record is from RefSeq and is a predicted model, not a curated record. The coding region runs from base 1283 to 3625 and encodes 780 amino acids. Gene Ontology annotation, biological process: calcium ion import across plasma membrane.
CAUGAGUGGUAGCUUAUAUAGAUCAAAGUUAAAAUGACAAAUAAUAGCAAACUUGGAGUAUUUCUAGCAUCAAUGCUUUUGGUACUUCAUCAUUUUUCAAAUGAGUCUAUCCAGUGAUUCUUUUACAAGUGAGUUAAAGUUAUUACAAUAUUGAAAUUACGACAGAUUCAAGGAGAUUUUCAGAUUUUUUUUUUCUCUCAAUGGGUCAGUAAUUCACUGCAUGUGAUGUAAUCCUGUUAAAAAUAAAGCAGUAUUAAUAAUUCACAUUUUCCUCAUUUCUUUAAUAUUUUAAUUAUGAAUCUGAACUUUAAUUUAGAUAUCCUCUACUUCUGAGGAAAUUAUAUAAUAUAUUGUAAUGUGCUAUCAGAUUUUGAAUGGAAGGUGUUAUCUUUAUGUAGAAAAACACAUGAGUUUAGAGAAACAGAUCAGGAGUAUCACAUAUAAAGGUUUGCUCUCAGCUUUAGUGCUCAUUUAGGUCUGUUUAACUGUGAAACAAGGAAGUCAUCUUAAGAAAGGAAAUAGUCACAUCUACAGCCCACACUGGUAGGCAGAAACCCUGCAAACCAACACCAGUCACAGGACCACAGCAGCACUGCAAAUACACACACACACACACACAUGCACACGCUCAUACACAUAUAGACACACCCUAUGAAGUGAAGCGAAGAGGCAUAUGAGACGCACAGGAAACGCUAUGGAUUAAAAAACAAAACAAGAAUCACUUCAUAUCUACAGAAGUGAAACACAGCAUAGCAGGAAGGGUAAGUGACAAUCUGUUAUUUUCAUAGACACAAGGAUGUUUUGUUUUAUAAGGUGUCACUAAUCUUUCCUUCAGGGUUGGGCAUUUUUCUGCAGCUGAGGGCUUCAGUGAAUGACUUAUACAGAGAAAUGUGAUUAAUAUAUUCUAAAUGUCAGAUGAAAAAGUUGCAAAAGCUAUGUUAAACUGCUCUGUAGCUGCUCACACACUCAUCAUAAAACACAUUUUGUGUACAUAACAAUAUGUGGCACUCACUGUACUCAUUGUAGUACAUAUCAGUGGUUAUCUCUACUGUCUUGACUUAAUGAGAUAGGGUCAAUACAAUCCUUUUAAGCACUCAGAGCUCUAGUAAUGUGUACUAAUAUUCUCCAGGGUGGGUUACUUUAUCUCCCUCUGGGUUGUGGAAUUCUGCAGGACACUCCACCGGACUGCUGUUUUGUUUUUGAUUUGAGGGACGCAUUGUGAACAAAGAAAACAAUCUGGAAGAGGAAGACUUAUUGCUGAGUACUGCAGCAAGACGUGAAAAUGAGCAAGUCAGAGAUGUUCGGCUUCUCUCUGGAGACAGAUGACAGGACGGAGGAUGAGAAAUCACGGAAUAAAGCGGCAAAGAAGGACGGCCUGGUCUCUGCUUUGGGUUUGGGGCAGGAGGCACCCAAAACUCCCAUGGACACCGAUUACCAGGAGGAAAUGGAGGAGACCAAGCCUAAAAUCAGAUUUAAUCUCAAUUUUGACAAAGGAAUUCAAGGAGUGCAGAAUGAUGGGAGGAGAGACAGUAAGACAUUUAACAUCGAUAGGUUGUUUGAAGCAGUGGCCAGUGGGGAUGUCAGAAACCUGGUUGGCCUGUAUGAUUAUCUACACAGAAGCAUGAAGACACUCUCGGAUUCCUUGUACCAGUCCUAUGGUAAGACUGCCUUGAUGAAGGCUUUGCUGCACCUCAGAGACGGCAAGAACGAGACAGUGGAAUUAUUAAUCGACAUCUCAGAGAAGUUGGGCGACAUUAAAGAGUUUGUGAAUGCAGCUUACACAAACGGCUACUACAAAGGCCAGACUGCUCUCCACAUAGCCAUCGAGAGGAGGAGUCUUUCCUAUGUCAAGCUCCUGGUCAGUAAAGGAGCAGACGUCCAUGCCAAAGCAUGCGGGAAAUUCUUCCAGCCACAUGACGGCCCCUACUUCUACUUUGGUGAGUUACCUCUGUCUCUGGCAGCCUGCACCAACCAGCCCGACAUGGUGGACUUCCUGCUGAAGAACGAUUACCAGCACGCUGACGCACAACUGACAGACUCUCAAGGCAACACAGUGCUGCAAGCCCUGGUGAUGGUGGCCGACAACACCAAGGAGAACACAGAAUUCAUCACCAGCAUGUACGAUCGCAUCCUAAAGACCACAGCCCAACUGUAUCCAAACAUGAGGCUGGAGGACAUUGAGAACAACAAUGGUCUGACACCUCUCAAGAUGGCAGCCAAGACUGGCAAGAGCGGGCUUUUCUCGCACAUCCUUCAACGGGAGUUCCAUGAGAGUAAAACCAAACAUUUGUCCCGUAAAUUCACUGAGUGGGUCUACGGGCCGGUCCACUGCUCCCUGUACGACCUUGCCUCUGUGGACUCGUACGAGAAAAACUCAGUCAUGGAGAUCCUGGUCUACGGCAGUGGCAUUCCUAACCGUCACGAGAUGCUGCAGACGGAGCCUCUGGGCCGACUGCUGGAGGAGAAGUGGAAGAUGUUUGCAGGUCAAAUGUUUUUCUUCAACUUCCUGGUCUACCUCAUGUACCUGAUCAUCUUCACGGUGGUGGCCUACCACAAAGGAGAAAAGCCGCCAUUUCCCCUCAAGCACAACAAGAAUGGCUACCUGUAUUUUGCGGGCCAGCUACUGGCAGUGCUGGCGAACUGCUUUUUCUUUGUUAUGGGGAUAAUAGACAUGAAGAGGAAACGGCCAAAGCUGCAAACGUUGCUGAUUGAUGGAUAUUAUGAGAUUCUUUUUUUUUUGCAGUCAGUCCUUUUCCUGAUUUCCGCCGCGCUAUAUCUGAGUGGACGGCAGGAGUACCUCGGCUUCCUGGUGCUGUGUCUCGCUCUCAGCUGGGUGAACCUGCUCUACUUCUCCAGGGGCAACAGACACAUGGGCAUCUAUAGUGUCAUGAUACAAAAGAUGAUCCUCGGUGAUAUCCUGCGCUUUAUUUUUGUCUACAUUGUUUUCCUCUUUGGAUUUUCAGCAGCGGUGGUCACUCUGCUCACCUGCCCUGCACAGAACACCAGUAGACAGCAGGGACGCUUCUUCCUUCCCGUCGACCCUGAUGAGGAGUGCGUAACAGGCAAUUUCAGAACCAUCUCCAACACCACACUGCAGCUCUUCAAGUUCACUAUCGGCAUGGGAGACAUGGAGUUCACAGAUGAGUACCAGUACAUUGAGGUUUUCUACAUCCUCCUCAUCUUCUACAUCAUACUCACCUACAUCCUGCUGCUCAACAUGCUCAUCGCCCUCAUGAACCAAACCGUGGAAAAGAUCACCAACGAGAGUACCAGCAUCUGGAAGCUGCAGAGGGCCAUCACUAUCCUGGACAUAGAGAAAAGGCUGUCUGGCUGUUUGAGGAGGAGGCUUCGCUGUGGGGUGGAGAAAAACAUGAGCACUGCUGCUGGAGGAGGCCGUCGCCGCUGCUUCAGAGUGGAGGAAGUCAACUGGAACAAAUGGAACAUCAACCUGGGCAAAAUCAAUGAGGAUCCUGGGUGCUGGGAUGGUGUCCAACAGCCCUCCUCAGACACCUCGCCACACAGAAUAAACAGAGGGAGGAGCUGGAGAGACUUGUUCGAGGGCAGUCGGCGACGGCGGACAUUCAAGUCCACAGAGAUGAGUCCUCUGAGCACCACGCCAGUUUAAAGAGAUUCACAACAGAAAGCUUCACUCUGGCUGCUCAACUUGACUGAUCUGAGCAACGAGGCAUUCAACUUAAAGACUGUGUUCAGUUUCAGUUCACCAAAAACUGAAGAUCUGCCUGCCAACUGUUACUUUGACUGACUUGAUUUUCUUUUUUUUUAAGUCUUUGAGGUAAUAUCUCACUGACAUGAUGAACAGCAUGUUGUAUUUGUUCCUUUGACUUUAUGGUGUAUAAAAGUGUAAUCUGUCAAUGCUGCAUACAGCAACAGGUGCUGCUUAAAUGUCAGGGGAAUAAUGGAUUUGAAAUACGUCAAACAUUUAAUCCAAGAGCUCCUGUAAACGCCUUUUCUGUCGCCACCUGAACAGGAUGCGCAUCCUCUGCACAAAGGCCACAAACCUGCUGGCACCUCUGGCAGUGCUUAAAAAUCCUUCAUGGAGUAAUACUGAUCAUGAAGGUGCUGAUCCUGCCCUCCUGCUGUGUGCCCUUUAUACAAGACCCAUUUUCAUCACAGCCAGACAAGCUAAAUCUACUGCAGCCAGAUAGUCCUGCGGAUUUCACAGCUUGCUUUGUCUACUGCACUUCCUGUUUCUAUUUGGCAGAGGCUGGCCUGGAUAAAUGGCAUGAAAGCACAGCAAUUGGUGCAACAACCACCACCUUCAGCACCAGCUGUUGCAGUUACAAAUCAUGUGGUUGAGACGGGGCCUUUGGAACUGUGCAGCCACUCGUGAGGCUGAUUGUGCAGGAAACAAAUGAGCAGUCACAUACCUGAAGCAACUGUCACACAGCAUGACAACAUUUGACUUAUUGUAUCCCUGUAAAACUAAAGUGAGCAGACUGCUGCAGAUGAUCCAGAUGACAGUUCAGACUCAUUUCAAAGCAUAAAUUAGAACUUUAUUUUAUUAUUACAAUAUUACAAAAAGAGUAGCACAACUCUCACGCUCUUGCCUUUAAUCUGUCGUACAGAAUGACAUAAAAGAAAGGCUUGUGGACCUUCUUCCAUUUCACAGCAAUAGUACAAGAAACAAAAGAAGAAAAUAAAAUUUAAAUAACAAGCAAAUCAAGUAUUAUAAAUAGUCACAACUGCAAACUGAAGCUUUGAAACUUGGAAAAAAAAUGUUACAGCUCAGUAACUACACAUUGCUAAAAUAUAUAAUUACAAAAUAUUACUCCUUUUCUUGCUUUCCAUAAAGAAUCUCUAAGGAAUUGCUCUUGUCUAUUCAACAAAAUUUUAUUAAAAUAAAAAGACCAGAAAAACAAAAGAAAUCAAAAAGAAUUGCUGUUUCUGCUUAUCCUUACCAUCUUCUUUCUCCUUAUUAUUUGGGGUUUUCAUUAAAACCAUGCUCGUUUUCAAAGGAAAGUCCAAGGACCAAACACUUAAGGCUUUUUAAGGGCUGUUAGGGGGGUUAGGUGAACAAAACAUGGGCGUCAUUGUGUUUAUACACGCACGCACACACACGCACUCACUCAUCCAACCCUUAACUCUACCCACAUGAGCAGUCAACAUUCACGCACAAUCAUUAAACUUUAAAGUUACAGUAGUCUAGUAGGUAAGCCAGUGUACAAUAAAAUAAACAAUGCAUUUGCUGUUUCACUUUAAACUUAAGUCGGUUUUUGUUUACCUCCGAGUGAUCUUGCAAGUGAUCAAUUUGGUCUUUUCGAACAGACUUCACAUCAGAAUCAGUAGCAACUACACGUAACUUAAUUCACUUAAGUUACUGCCGUCUGAAUCAAAACUCUGGUCAGAUUCUACAUGACACUAAUAACACUAUUAUUUCUUCUACUCCAGAGUUUUGUCCUCAUAACUAACCUAACCCCUUCAAAACAAAUAAUCUCAACAUUCAAGUAAUACAUUUUUCAUGGUUACAUUAAAAAAAAAAAAAAUCUGAAAAGGAAACAAAAUAAAAUGGCACAUCUUCAUAACAGUGUGUCCUAGUUAACCUGACUUUGGCCAUGUUAAUGUAUAAGAGUUUCAUCUUUCAGGACUUUUCUGCACUAAACUUUUCACAAUCUUGUUGCCAAACCUUCCUGGCAUUGGCAAGAAAAAAAAAAAAGCAAAGUUUUUUAACACCUGAAUUCAUUGCAGCAUUUUAAGCAGAACAGAGCAUCACCUUAUUAACAUAUUUGCUCCCUGCUGGAUCCUUACUAUGUACAAACAACCUGAUUACAUGCAUCCUUAAGUGACAGAGAGGAAUCAAGCUUGAAGAGUCGUACUAUACAAAUAAAUAAUUACAUUUAAAAAGAAUAAAACCUCUGUGUACAUGUGCAUACUGCAAGUUUUUUUCCAGCUGUACUUUGUAGUCCAGUGUCUGAUGGCUUCACACUGAAACAAAAUCAUUACUCUCUCUUCUGUCCUCAAGAAGAAAAUGGUUACGAUUGUGUUUAAUCUUGAAGUUACUGUGAGGUUUGAGCUUAAACGCCAAAAUGAAAAUGUUUAAUAGAACUAGUCGGAGCCGAAGUUUCCUGACAUGAUCCUGUAAAAAAAACAUCCAUUGAUAGAUGAGAGAUCU